Messenger RNA from Penicillium diatomitis, 1953 nucleotides. It is a transcript of the gene pacC, whose product is annotated as putative C2H2 transcription factor PacC. The record is from RefSeq and is a predicted model, not a curated record. Gene Ontology annotation, biological process: positive regulation of transcription by RNA polymerase II. Bases 1 to 1953 code for a protein of 650 amino acids. The transcript is spliced from 3 exons. Lineage: Eukaryota; Fungi; Ascomycota; Eurotiomycetes; Eurotiales; Aspergillaceae. Gene Ontology annotation, cellular component: nucleus.
AUGGCCGACAAUACCACUUUUUCCCCAGCUUCAACAUCACCCCAGGCCACUGCGCCGGCGCCCUCUGAAUCGGUCGCCAGUGAGCCACCGGCUGCCGCGCAGUCCGCAUCCACGCCGACUCCAUCGGUCACAGCCACCGCGGCUGCUGCGACCGCCGCCGUGAACAAUUCCCUCAACGGCUCCGAACAACAACUCCCCUGUCAAUGGGCGGGCUGCACGGAGCGAUCCUCUUCUGCGGAAGCCCUCUAUGAGCAUGUCUGUGAGCGCCAUGUCGGGCGCAAGAGUACCAACAACUUGAACUUGACCUGUCAAUGGGGCUCCUGUAACACCACCACCGUCAAGCGUGAUCAUAUCACCUCACAUCUGCGAGUCCAUGUGCCAUUGAAGCCUCACAAGUGUGACUUCUGUGGCAAGGCCUUCAAGCGGCCUCAGGACCUCAAAAAGCAUGUCAAGACGCAUGCCGAUGACUCGGAAAUUCGCUCACCCGAGCCCGGUCCGCGGACGCACCACUCCCAUCACCACCACCCAGACUUGAUCUUCCCUCAGAACCCCAAAGGUUAUGCUGCUGCCACCCAUUACUUCGAGGGUCCCAUGACCGGCGUGACCAGUGCUGCCUACGCACAUGGAGGUCCGCAGUACUACACCGCGCCCCCUCCCCCUCCGGCCGCCAACCCUCACUCCUAUGGCAAUGUCUAUUAUGCAUUGAGCCAUGACUCAGCCCAGGCUUACGACCGCAAGCGCGGGUAUGAUGCCCUCAAUGAGUUCUUUGGCGACUUGAAGCGUCGCCAAUUCGAUCCCAAUUCCUAUGCGGCCGUUGGCCAACGGCUGCUGGGCCUGCAGGCCCUUCAAUUGCCCAUCCUGAACGGGCCUGUUCCUGAGUACCAGCCCAUGCCUGCUGCGGUCCCCAUCGCGACAGGUGGUGGCUACAGCCCCGGAGGUCAUGGCCCCGCCUACCAUCUGCCCCCCAUGUCCAAUGUGCGCACCAAGAACGACCUCAUCAACAUCGACCAGUUCUUGGAGCAGAUGCAGAACACCAUCUACGAGAGUGAUGAGAAUGUUGCCGCAGCAGGUGUGGCGCAACCGGGUGCUCACUACGUGCACGGAGGCAUGAGCUACCGGGCCACCCAUUCUCCUCCAACUCAACUUCCUCCGAGCCAUAUGACCGCCGCCGCAUCGGCUCACUCUCCAUCUACCGGGACCCCGGCUCUGACCCCUCCCUCGAGCGCGCAGUCAUACACCUCCCAGCGGUCUCCCAUCUCUCUGCCCCACACGCAUCGCGUGUCUCCGCCGCACGAGAGCGGUGCCAACAUGUACCCUCGUCUGCCGUCUGCCACGACCUCCGAGAGCAUGCCGGUAGGCUACCCACCCGCCUCGAGUGCUGCUCCUCCCUCGACCCUGAGUGGCGCCUUCGACCAUGAAGAUCGCCGUCGCUACGGAGGUGGACACUUGCAGCGUGCUCGUCCCGCAGAGCGAGACGAGGUGCAGAUGGAUAUGACGGCCGACCGCAAGACCGACGGUGACCGUACCCCCACCAAGGAGCACCCAGGUCUCACCACCGGCCUCAUCGACCCUGCCCUGUCCACUGCGGCAUCCGAUCCGGAUCAGGCGGCUGCUCAGCGCACUGCACAAGCGGCCACUGAGGUGGCCGACCGGGAUGUCAAUGUGGCUUGGGUCGAAAAGGUCCGUCUGUUGGAGAACCUGCGUCGCCUGGUUUCCGACAUGCUUGAGCAAGGCCAAUUCGACAGCGGUUCUCCCGCUGACAGCGGCGCCGCCGAAUCACCCGACGGGCCGUCGGGUGGGGAUGCCAUGGACGGGAUCGAGACGAGCCCCUUCCGCAAGUCCUCAGAGCAAGAAAAGCCCGCCAUCAAGUCCGACGAGGGCUCGGCUGUGCUCUACCCCACGUUGCGUGGUCUUGAUGAGGAUGGAGACUCGAAGAUGCCGGGCGAUGAGUAG